Messenger RNA from Chelonoidis abingdonii (Abingdon island giant tortoise), 5092 nucleotides. The record is from RefSeq and is a predicted model, not a curated record. Lineage: Eukaryota; Metazoa; Chordata; Testudines; Testudinidae.
GCUACUUCUCCUGACCCUCCUGUCCUCACCAUGGGGGGUUCUGCUCUCUACCUGGUGGCCAUGUUUGCUUUCUACUUCCCGGCUGUUUCUCACAGCCAACUCUACUCCCUGAUCACACCCAAUGUCCUGCGGGUGGAGACUGAAGAGAAGGUCGUGGUGGAAGCCCAUGGCCUCAAUGCCCCAAUUGUGGUUACAGUCACCGUGCAUGACUUCCCGUUUAAGAAAAAUAUCUUAUACCAGGUCCAAACUGACCUCAACCCUGCGAAUGGGAUGAUGGGCACAGCUGUAAUAAAGGUUCCCACCAAAAACAUAACAAAAGAUUCCAAACAAAACCAGUAUGUGGUGGUCCAGGCUAAGUUCCCUCAGCAAACCAUGGAGAAAGUGGUUCUGGUCCAUUUCCACAGUGGAUACAUCUUUGUCCAGACAGAUAAAACCAUCUAUACACCCGGGUCUACAGUCUUCUACCGGAUCUUCACCGUGGGUCACAGACUGGAACCGGUGUCUAAGAGAGUGAUUGUGGAGUUUGAGACCCCUGAGUCCAUUAUUGUCAAGCAGAUUCCCAUCUCCGCCCCCUUGAUAUCAGGCAUCUUCUCCCUGAGCCACAAUUUACCGGAGAUUAUCAGUCUGGGAACCUGGAAGAUCACGGCCAGGUAUGAAGACUCCCCUCAGCAGACCUUCAGUGCGCAAUUUGAUGUUAAGGAGUAUGUGUUGCCGAGUUUUGAAGUCAUAUUGGAACCAUCUGAGAAGUUUUUAUACAUCGAUAGCAAUGAAGACUUCAGGGUUUCUAUCACUGCGAGGUAUCUAUAUGGGAAAAAACUAGAUGGCCAUGCCUUUGUCCUCUUUGGGGUGAAGAUAGAUGAUGAGAAGAGUAGUAUCCCACAGUCUCUCAUGAGAAUCUCGAUAGAAGACGGAGACGGGGAAGCAACGCUGACCAGAGUGAUGCUGCAGGCUCGGUUCGUCAACCUGUAUGAACUGGUUGGCCACUCGCUCUACGUCUCUGUCACCGUUUUGACAGAAUCUGGCAGCGACAUGGUGGAAGCAGAGAAAACCGGAAUUAACAUUGUGACAUCUCCCUAUCAGAUCCACUUCACAAAAACCCCCAAGUACUUCAAGCCGGGGAUGCCAUUUGAACUCAUGGUCUACAUCACAAACCCCGAUGGCUCUCCAGCUCCCCAUGUCCCAGUACAGGCCGAAGGAUUCCAGUCGGCUGGGUCGACCCAGGGAGCUGGAACUGCCAAGCUGAUUAUAAACAUGCCAGGGGAUAGGCAACAGGUUCCCAUCACGAUAAAAACUGCCCAUCCCAACCUCCCAGCAAACCGCCAGGCCUCUAAGUCCAUGGUGGCUGAAGCCUAUCAGUCCCAAGGAGGGUCUCAAAACUAUCUCCGUCUGGCAGUGACAGCUUCUGAGGUCAAACCUGGACACAACUUACCUGUGAAUUUCCACCUGACAUGCAACAAUCCAGCUGUUCUGAACCAGAUCAAGUAUUUCACCUACAUAAUCCUGAAUAAAGGGAAGAUCAUUCGUGUAGGGAGACAGGUGAGGCAGGUGGGACAAAAUCUGGUGACCAUGUCCUUGCCCAUCACUCCAGACCUCAUCCCUUCAUUCCGCAUCGUGGCUUACUACCAAGUAGGAUAUUCGGAGAUUGUAGCAGACUCGGUCUGGCUGGACAUCCAGGACACUUGCAUGGGAACGCUAGUGGUGAAAGGAGCCUCCAACGAAGACAGGAGAAUCCAUGAGCCUGGAACUCCAAUGAAACUCAAGCUGGAAGGAGACCACAGAGCUUAUGUCGGCCUAGUGGCUGUGGACAAAGGUGUCUACGUUCUGAACAAAAAGCACAAAAUUACACAAUCUAAGAUCUGGGACUCAGUGGAGAAGAGUGACAUUGGCUGUACGGCUGGCAGUGGAAAGAACAAUCUGGGGGUAUUUACAGAUGCUGGACUGGCCCUGGAGACGAGCAAUAGGAUUUCCACAGCCAUAAGAACAGAUCCAGAGUGUCCCCAGCCAGCAAAACGCCGGCGCCGCUCCAUUCAGCUCAUUGAAUAUAAGGCAAACAAAGCGGCAGAUUACCAGGAUCGGAAGUUGAAGAAAUGCUGUGAAGACGGGAUGCACGAGAACCCCAUGGGGCACAGCUGCGAGAAGCGGGUUGGGUACAUCCUGGAUACGGAUGAAUGCAAGAAGACCUUCCUCGACUGCUGCAACUAUAUCAAGACUAUACAGGACAAGCUGCAGCUGGAGCUCCACCUGCAACUUGCAAGAAGUGACCUGGAUGAAGAUUUCAUGUCUGAUGAAGAUAUUACCUCAAGGAGCCAGUUUCCAGAGAGCUGGCUGUGGCAAGUGGACCAACUGACUGAGCGACCAAAUGAACUGGGAAUUUCUUCCAAGACAGUGCCCAUUUUCCUGAAGGAUUCCGUCACCACCUGGGAAGUCCUAGCUGUGAGCCUUUCAGAGCCCAAAGGGAUCUGUGUGGCUGACCCCUAUGAGAUAAAAGUAAUGAAACAUUUUUUCAUUGACCUCCGUCUGCCCUACUUUGUAGUGAGGAAUGAGCAGGUGGAAAUCCGGGCUAUUCUCUACAACUAUCAGGACCAAACAAUUAAGGUCCGGCUGGAGCUGCUGCACAACCCAGUUUUCUGCAGCGCAUCCACUUCCAAGGCUAAAUACCAGCAGAUCCUUGACAUCAAAGCCAAGUCCUCCCUGGCCGUGCCAUUAGUGAUUGUCCCAUUGCAGCUGGGAUCUCACGACAUUGAGGUCAAGGCAGCGGUGUGGGGCAGUUUUGUGGCUGAUGGCGUGAAGAAGAAACUGAAGGUUGUGGUAGAGGGAAUGAACAGAACAAAGAGGUCUGUCUCUCUGUCCCCACCAGCACCUGCUCUCCCUGCUUGAAUUCACACCACAUUUCCUUGGCCAGGAAACCCGGUGACAAUGAUUGUCGAAAACUCCAUCGACGGGGCCAAUCUAAAGCACCUCAUUGUGACGCCGUCUGGCUCUGGGGAACAGAACAUGAUCGGCAUGACUGCCCCUGUCAUUGCCACCAUUUACAUGGACAGCACCAAGCAGUGGAAAAGGAUUGGGGUGGAACGCAGGGCGGAAGCCAUCAAGUUGAUCAUGCAAGGUUACACGCAGCAGAUGGUUUACAAAAAACCCGACUUCUCAUACGCCGCUUUCAAAGACCGGCCAGCAAGCACUUGGCUGACGGCGUAUGUGGCGAAGGUCUUUGCCCUGGCUAAGAAACUGGUGCUCAUUGAAAACCAAGUUAUCUGUGGGGCGGUGAAAUGGCUGAUCCUGGAAAAGCAGAAAAUGGAUGGGGGCUUCCAAGAAGAUGCACCCGUAAUCCAUGAAGAGAUGGUUGGAGGGUACAAGGGGGCUGAGCCUGAUGUCUCUUUAACAGCUUUUGUGCUGAUUGCAUUGGAAGAGGCCAAGGACAUCUGCAAGGAUCAAGUCAACAGUUUCGAAAGCAGCAUCUCCAAAGCCACUGACUACUUAGCCCAAAGGUACCAGUCUCUAACCAGACCAUACACUGUGGCUCUUGCAUCCUAUGCCUUAGCAAAGGUGGGGAAACUGAACACCGAGAAGGAGCUCAUGAAAGCUGCGACAGAGGGAAAUCGCUGGGAAGAGCCGAACGCCCGCACUUUCACCAUUGAGGGCACCUCGUACGCCUUGCUGGCCUUGCUGAAAAUGAAGAAGUAUGAGUUGACUGGUCCCAUAGUCAGAUGGCUGAGAGAGCAGAACUACUAUGGAGGAGGAUAUGGAUCUACCCAAGCCACCAUCAUGGUGUUCCAGGCUCUUGCGCAGUACCAGAUAGACAUUCCGCAGCACAAAGACAUGAAUUUGAAUGUUACUAUUCUCCUGCCACACCGUGCUAGUCCAAUAAAGUACAACAUCUUAAAUCACAAUGCUCUGGUGGUCCGAACAGCAGAGACCAAAUGGAAUGAGGAGAUCACUGUGAAGGCAGAAGGAACUGGACAAGCAACAGUAACAGUAACGAUAAUUUAUAACGCAAACCUAAAGGAAGAUGAAUCUCAGUGUAAGAAGUUUGACCUGAGGGUAUUGGUUGAAGAAGCCCGGGGUGUUAAGAAGCCGGAAGGAGCAAUGCGUUCAGUCUAUAUUAAAAUCUGCAUCAGGUUCCUCGGUGUGGUUGAUGCCACAAUGUCCAUCAUCGAUGUCUCCAUGCUCACUGGCUUCUCACCGGACGUGGAAGAUCUUAAGAGACUUUCCCAAGGGGUCGACAGAUACAUUUCCAAGUUUGAAAUCGACAAAGCGCCAUCCGACAGAGGCAACCUCAUGAUCUACCUGGACAAGGUUUCUCACACAGAGGAGGAAUGCCUGCAGUUUAAAGCUCACCAGUUUUUCGAAGUUGGUCUCAUUCAGCCGGCAUCUGUCACAGUCUACGACUAUUACACCAUAGAUAACCGAUGCACCAAGUUCUACCAUCCUUCUAACCAGAGCGGGCUCAUCAAUAAGAGCUGUCAUGGGGAAGUCUGCCAUUGUGCAGAAGAAAGCUGCUUCAUGCAGCAGAAAAUAGAGGGUCCCAUCACCCUGAACAGACGAAUGGAGGAAGCCUGCAAACCUGGAGUGGAUUAUGUGUAUAAAACCAGGCUUGUUAGAAGUGAAGAAGUGGGCAGGUCUGACUACUACACCAUGAAAAUUUUGGAAAUCAUUAAAGCAGGGACUGAUGAAAAUCCAGAAGGAAAAACCCGCCAAUUCAUCGGCCACAUAAAAUGCAGGGAGUCUCUGAGGCUGGAACAUAACAAAGACUACUUGAUCUGGGGACUCAACACCAACUUGUGGCUCAGGAAAGCUGAGUUAUCCUACAUCAUUGGCAAGGACACCUGGAUCGAGAAGUGGCCCAACGAGGACGAAUGCCGGAAGCCGGAUUUCCAGAACCUCUGCCAGGAAUUCCUUAAGUUCUUUGAAGCCAUGACCGUGUCUGGCUGCCCAACCUAAACUUGGAUCCAGUUUUCCCAGCAGCCCCAAUGGGACAGUUUGAGCUGAGAUGGAGCAUAACUCUCAGGUGGAGACAUCUUCACUCGGAGUCCCAAUGCUGCUGACACUCGCCACUAGCCCCGUCCUCUUUGGGGGGUUUCUCUCUUUUCUUCUU